CGCAGUUGUGUGUUCGGAAAGAUUUCCACACUACUCUACAAAACCACAGGUCGUUGUGUUAGUACUGUGGGAAGUUUCGACAUCUUUGGAAAAAUCAGUCUGCUUAUGGAUUUGUUUCCUAACACCAGAUUUGGUUUUAACAACAGAAAACUGAAGGCAGCUACAAUUGUAUGGUCGCCAUUUGUUGAAAGGAAUAAAGACAAGAAUGGAAGGGACGUCUUUGAGGGAAUCUGUAUGGAUCUUCUACAUCAGCUGGCUUUAUCUCUUAAUUUCACUUAUGAAGUCAUGGAGACACCGGAUGGGGAAUUCGGUACAUUAGUCAAUAAUUCCUGGACAGGUCUCGUUGGAUUAUUACAAAGAGAGGAGGUGGACUUGGUUGUAGGACCACUGACCGUAACUAAGGAGAGAGAAGUGGUCAUGGACUUCAUCUACCCUUUCUACCACGACUACGGGAAAGGGAUAUACCGGAUGCCAGAUCCAGUGAAGUCCAAAUGGAAGACUCUACUCCGUCCGUUCAAGUGGCAAGUCAUUGUGGCGCUAGGUGGCGUGUUCGUCUGCUCAGCGCUCAUCCUGUUCACCACAAAGAAAGCCGUACUUCACGUAAAGACCAGCCACAAAUACAAAUACAGCAAGGACUUCAUCCUCACAGACAGUGUGUGGUACACGUUUGGAACCUUUAUCAAACACCACGCCAGAUAUGAGCACGUGUCAGGAACAACCAAAGUGUUCGUGAGUUUCCUGUGGUUCUUCAGCACGAUCAUCAUCGCGGCGUACAGCGGUAGUCUCGUCGCCUUCUUGACGGUAAAGAAGACGAGUCCGCCAUUUAAAACACUGGCAGAAGUAGCCAAGCAGGAUACUUACGAGUGGGGAACAAUUGGAGGAAGUAUGUGGGUCACCUUGUUUACGCGGUCUAAUCUGACUGUGUACAAAGACAUCUGGAACGGCGUGCAGCGUUUUGCCAGCACGGAUCAGAACGUGCUGAGCUCGUUAGACGGCGUUCACAAGGCCAAGGUGGAGAACGGCAACUACAUCUUCUUCUUCGACGGCGACAUCAUUCAGCUGUGGUCGGAGGCGAACUGCGAUCUCGUGAUGCUGGAGGAGACGUUCUACCAGAUCCAGUACGCGGUCGGACUUCCCAACAUGUCGCCCUACAAGAAACUCUUCUCAGACACAAUGCUGGCUAUAGAACAAAGCGGACUGCUGGAUAUUUGGAAGAAGCGAUGGUGGCCGAAGGGGAACAUGUGUGUGGGUGAGCAGGAACUUGUGGCUCGGGUCAUUGACAUUGUCGACAUGCAGAGUGCGUUCUACGUCUUGUGUAUCGGUCUGUUCGUGGGGACGGUCAUACUCACUGUUGAAAAACUACGACGGUAACAACUGGUACAACUACAUCAUCAGCUCGAAUUGGAAUAAUAUCAUUCUUAGCGAUGGCAUCUGCCAACAUGACAGUUUGCAAUUGGCUUGUUUCUUCAUGAACACCUGAUGCAAUCAUUGUUUGGAGAAUGUUCUGCACGUGAACACAGCUGAUUUAGUUUCCAGUGAGCUCUGUCAUGUAUAUUGGAAGUAUCACGACAGUAACGACUGAUACGGUUACACCAUCAAGUGGAAUUGGAAUAACAUCAUUCACACCGAUAGCAUCUGCCAUCAUGGUAGUUGUAUUGGGGUUUUUUCAUGGACGGAUCAAUGACUAAAAUGAUGUCUGGAGCUGUAAACUAUUUUGACGUGUACAUUCAUUUUAAUCUUUUGGGUGAAAAUCGUGUACGUAAUUUUCAUUCCUUAGAUUAAAAUAACGGACGUGGAAAAUAUUGGCGGCGGUGUGGCAAGAUGUACUCACAAUUCGCGAUUUAGAUUUGUGUAAUUUGUCUGGGAGUGGCAGUCUUACAGGCGAAGUAUAUAUGUCAUCCUUGGAAGUGGCACUCAUCCUAAUGGUGAAACACUUGACUGUGACUCAUGGCAGAACUCAUGAUAUUGUCACAACGUCUUUUUGACUGACUAGUGCGGAGAUGCGAUUUUGAAAAUAUGAAUGGUUUUGUUGUUCAAAUUAGUUUAAGAUUUAUUUUAAAAGCAACAUGCACAUGGUCGCAUUAAUCUUGGAAAAAACUUGAUACGUCUUGGAUUUUGCAAUAAUGAUUUAAGAAAAGUACUUGAAAGUAGAAGCUAUACUUGUGGUAUUGUUAAGAGGCACUUGUAACCACAUACUAUACUCCCCUACUACCGGCGGUCGUUAGAAUAAGGACCCAUUUUUCUUUUUAAAAAUGAGAUGCGUUCGGUAUCUACAGUAUUGUUAAAUUGUUAUGUCUUCGUUUGUUACCUAUCAUAUGUUGUGAUUUCAGCUCUUUUCAGUUGUCUGUACUAUCUCUGAGCUCUUUUAGGUAGCACCUUCUGGAGCAAGCCACCCCAAUCCAUGUCAUGUCUUCCCACAUAACUUCAUUUGUCCUCCACAUUCCUUCUCCGGGUGCUUAUGAGUCUUCUGUAACCAUGUGUUGGCCUGCUCAAAUAGCAAUAUGUUUCCGUUCAGUCUUAGGAGUGGGAACUGGGUCAGUUGGUAGAGCAUUCGCUUGAGAUGCUUUUGUCGUAGGACUGAAUCUCAUCAGUGGUCAUAUUCUCGAUUUUCUUCCAUUUCAACCAGUGCCCCACGACUGGUAUAUUAAAGGCCGUAGCAUAUGCUGUCCUGCUUGUGGAAAGUGCAUAUAAAUGAUAUCUUGCUGCUAAUGAAAAAUAUGAAACAGGUUUCCUCAAAGACGAUGUCAGAAUUAUGAAAUGUUUGACACCCAGUAGCUGAUGAUUAAUAAAUCAAUGUGAUCGAACUGUUCGAUCUUACAUGGUCACAUGAUCUCCAUCCUCGUUGUUUUAGCGGGUUGCUGAUGUGGUUGUUGGUGUAUUCUGAUCUUUCAUCUUGUAUGCUGAAUGUGAAGUGGUUUUCUGAAACACCAUCUGUCAAAAUUCCCCCUCGGCUCUCAAUCGUUCUAUUUUUUUUUUUUUUUUUUUUUUUUUUCCAAGGUAAGGUAUGUAAAUACGUAUCAAGAGAUCUUGAUGCAGACUUUGUCUGGUGAGCAAUCGGAAGGGAAAUGCAUAUUAUUUUGAUCAGGUUUACGAAACUUACCUCAUUGCACAAAAUUAUGUGCAUGUUCUUAUUUGCAUAAGCAGAACGUGUUUGGUCGCGUACAUCGGAUACUCUGGCAGGACAAUAUUUGAUUUAACCUACGUAAUUGCUUGUUUUGUCAAUAAAUUGUAUAGAUUGUAUACAGUGCUGGUUAUUUGUGGAAGUUCAGCAUGAUCUGAACUACGACAGCACGUUUUCAGUGUAAUCCGGAAGUUGUCUAUACCAUUAAUAAUGUAUUAAAUGUAAACAUCACAAAUGGAAAUUUGUAGGAAGAAGACUUAAUAUAUGAUUUGUCUGUUAUUCCA
This is a messenger RNA of Gigantopelta aegis, 3405 nucleotides long. RefSeq names its product glutamate receptor ionotropic, kainate 2-like. Gene Ontology annotation, molecular function: glutamate-gated receptor activity. NCBI's taxonomy places the organism in Eukaryota, Metazoa, Mollusca, Gastropoda, Neomphalida, Peltospiridae. The transcript is spliced from 7 exons. Gene Ontology annotation, cellular component: membrane. The record is from RefSeq and is a predicted model, not a curated record. The coding region runs from base 106 to 1371 and encodes 421 amino acids.